CGAGAUCCCCCCCAGACUCGCCCAGUCGAUCCUCGGCCUCUUCCACCUUCCCACCUCCGUCCUCACAUCCCGCGCCAUGAAGCUGCUCACCCUCGCUGCCUUUACCCUCGCUGCCCUGGCCGCUCCCGCCAUGGCUGCCCCGACUUCGGCUGCCGUCGGCGCCCAGAAGGUGGUCGGUGGCUACCUCCUCAUCAACCCCACUGACGGCGCUGCCAAGAUGAAGGCUCUCGCUGCCAACGCCGCCACCAUCCCCGUCAACCGCAUCUUCAUCUCGUUCGUCCGCCCCGACAUGGUCUACGUCCCCGGCAGCAACUCUCUGCAGUAUACCGGCCUGGGCUACGCCUCGGGUGGCGACUACGGCUUCGCCGAGCUCAAGGGCUACAUCCAGCAGCUCCAGAGCAACGGCGUCGAGGUCUUCAUCUCGAUGGGUGGAUGGAACUACAACUGCUACCCCUACUUCUACAUGAAGUACAGUAUCUCCUCGGGCCAGCCCACCCCUCCCUCUGGCCCCAACGCCUGGAAGAUCCAGCAGUACGGCGGCGGCAACAUCAGCGGCUGUACCGAAGCCAACCAGUUCUGCUACGUCUGCGAGCCCCCGUCCCAGGGCACUUCCCUCUCGGACUUUGUCAUCUUCCCCGAGCCCGGUUUCUCCAAGACCUGGCAGCAGGCCCAGGCCUACGUCACCAAGCAGGCCGACCCCAAGAUCGCCCCGAUCUGGCACUCGGACAUGAUCCCCGGCAACAGCUACACCGACCCCAGCGACAGCACCAAGGUCACCACCGUUCCCGGAAGCAACUACUUCUACUCCCAGAGCCGCGAUCCCUACCAGGACCUCGUCUACCUCGCCAAGGACCUCGGCCUCAGCGGUGUCGAUAUCGACUACGAGGAGAUGUGGCACGCUGAUACCUUCCGUAUCCCCGACCCCGCCGUCUCGUGGGCCACCGCCGCCCAGGGUCCUUAUGAUGGCUCGCAGACCGUCUACAAGUACUCGGCCAUCGUUCAGGACUUUGUCAUCAACAUCCAGAGCAUCUACCCCUCCCUGAAGCUCUCGACCGCCGCCGGUGCUGCCGGUGCUGCCGGUGGCAACUGGUGGGGUGGCAACCUCAAGAACACCUGGCUCAAGGCCAACCAGCACUUCCCUGAGGCCAUCGGCUUCAUGUACCAGGGCGCCAACGCCGGUGGUCUGAACAUCAUGACCUACGAUCUGUCCAAGGGCCCCAACGAGUGCCCCGACACCACCGGCCAGACCGCCUGCGAUCUCCCCGGCCAGGUCGGCUUCUAUAUGAAGAGCUACCAGGCCGCCGGCAUGCCCGCCUACGUCGGCUACGAGAUCGGCACCCCUGCCUACCCCGAUCCCACCAAGGAUCCCACCAACCAGCUGCCCCUCACCAACGAUGCCCUCACCAGCAUCAUCACCAACACCCAGCCCUCGUACAGUGGUGGCUUCUUCUGGGAGCUGUACAAGCUUGCCGACUCUACCUCCAACGCCAACGCCACCGCUGUUGCUCAGCGCAUCUGCAGCACCAUUCUCGGUGCCAACACUCCCCGCUGCUCCGGUGUGAUCCCCGAUCCCUCCGCCGUUGUCUCGACCUCUUCCGCCUCCUCCACCACUACCACUACUACCCCUGCUCGCACCACCACCACCACCACCACUACUACUACUACCACCACCACCAAGCCCACCACCACCACUACCACCACUAAGCCCACCACCUCCAGCACCACCACCACCAAGCCCACCACCUCCAGCACCACCACCACCAAGCCCACCACCUCCAGCGCCACCACUACUACCACCCCUGCCCGCACCACCACCACCACUACUUCGUCCGCCGCCCCCUCGUCCACUCCCGGUGGCAACGUUGCUGGUGGAGCUUGCUCUCCCGGCUACGGCUGCUCUGCCGAUCGCCAGAGCGUCCUUGUCUGCUUCAACGGCUCGUGGUUCUCCAUUGGCACUUGCGCCUCUGGCACCUCUUGCGUUGACAACGUCUACGUUUGCGCCUAAGCGGGUAUCCUCACCCCCUCCCUCCGCCUUUUAACCCCUUUGUAAUCUCUUUACGAUGAAUAAUGUCUAGACAGUGUUGUCUCCCAAUAUCAACCUCUCCCCAAUUCGCGCUCUACAUCUCUGCUCUUUGCUCCAAAGUUGGUGCGACGCCCUCGAACCUGAAAAAUGAAUGAAACCCCCCCCUUUCUCUAAUUAUCUCCUGGAUGUGGAUUUGAUAUCUGUCUCUGGUGUGGAAUCUCUACUUGGUCGUGUGUAUGUUUGGAGGAGGGUUUGCUCCCUUCCGAGAACCAAUAUAUUGUACAAUAUAACUU
Polychytrium aggregatum is the source of this 2316-nucleotide messenger RNA. RefSeq lists its product as uncharacterized. The coding region runs from base 77 to 2005 and encodes 642 amino acids. The transcript is spliced from 4 exons. Lineage: Eukaryota; Fungi; Chytridiomycota; Chytridiomycetes; Polychytriales. The record is from RefSeq and is a predicted model, not a curated record.